GUUUUCUUGAAACUGACAACCAAGCAGUACCCCUCUCAAGUUUGAUUUGAGGAAGAAGGACUGUGCUUCUAAAGGACCAGAAGUUGCAAAUUUAAAGGCUCAUGAGGAGUGGUUCUGAGCAAAAGGCUCCCACACAAGCACAUCCAACAUUAUUUGAAAAACAGAAAGCAAUGGCAUGCAGUCAAACAUGUUGAGGAGCAAGUGAUUUAUCUCCCAUGAGAGCAAGCUGCUAUUCUGACCCUUGGUGGUAAUUUGGACUCAUCAAGAUUAAAUUGCACAGAACUGGUUGAUUUCACAUCAUGAAUCGUGCUUUUAGCAGAAAGAAAGACAAAACAUGGAUGCACACUCCUGAAGCUUUAUCAAAACACUAUAUCCCCUACAAUGUAAAGUUUCUUGGCAGUACUGAAGUGGAGCAGCCCAAAGGCACAGAAGUCGUGAGAGACGCUGUUAGAAAGCUUAAGUUUGCAAGGCAUAUCAAGAAAUCAGAAGGUCAAAAAACACCAAAGGUUGAAUUACAAAUCUCAAUAUAUGGCGUAAAAAUUCUAGAUCCAAAAACAAAGGAAGUGCAGCACAACUGUCAGCUCCAUAGGAUAUCAUUUUGUGCUGAUGACAAAACCGACAAAAGGAUAUUCACUUUCAUAUGCAAAGAUUCUGAAUCAAAUAAGCACUUGUGCUAUGUCUUUGACAGUGAAAAGUGUGCAGAAGAGAUAACUUUAACUAUUGGUCAAGCAUUUGACCUGGCUUACAGGAAAUUUCUGGAAUCUGGAGGAAAAGAUGUUGAAACAAGAAAACAGAUUGCAGGGUUACAGAAACGAAUUAAUGAAUUAGAAACAGAAAAUAUGGAGCUAAAAAACAAGGUACAAGAUUUGGAGAACCAAUUAAGAAUAACCCAAGUACACACAUCACCACUGCUGCACAUACAGUCUGAUUAUGAAUGCCACAUGUUUCAAAGACCCUCCACCUUUUUCUGGUGUAGCAAUGAGGAUUCUACUCCUUGUUUAGAUAUCUCUUCCAUUACACUCACCCCUAUGAGCUCUCCUGACUCCAGACAGUCAUCUGGACUUUUAACACCACCACCUUCCAAAAGUGGUCUUCCAAAGCCAGUCCAUGAACACAUCAUCCCGAGACCUCGUGUAAUCCGGCUGAGCACAAACAGUCCUUUUCCCCCAACUUUUCUAUCUUUGUUGUAUAUGGAUUGUAUCAAAGUGCUACAUUUUGUACAGUAGUUAAAGGACAGACCAGAUGUGUUUCAUAUUCUUAUGAGUAAUACAAAACCAUUAAACAUUCUUUCUUACAUCUUAACUCUAAAAUAACACUGUAUGUCCCCAACACUUAUCAGAGAUCUCUCUCCUUUGAAAAUGGGAGUUAAGGUCCAUAGAGGUGAAAGUUACUUAAUUCUAAAUUGGUUUGUUUAGACUCUCAGCCCAAACAAUCUCAGAAGUUAGUGGAUAAUUAUGACAAAAUUGGUCAUACCAUGUUUCAAGAAAAGAAGCAUUUUAUAUAAGGUAAAAUGAAAAAUAAGAGCAGGUCCUAUCUUUCAAGAUCUGUGAUUGGGAAGUAUAAAAUUUCAGGAGACCGUGGAAAAUAAAAAGAGUCAAGGAGGCUAUUAUUUAUUUUUUCAAAGUUCAUUUUAACUCUGUGCAAAAUGAAGAAUGCCCAUUGUUUAUUCUAAAGAGGAGUUAUUUCACGCUUAUUGAUUUUAAAAAUGGGCUGAUACAACAUUCAGUUUCCAUUUGCAAUCAACAGUUGGCUGCCUUAGAAAACAUUUAGGCUUUCUGCAUGAUUUUACUCAAUUAAAAUGCUUCUCAUGGUCAUUCAGGUACUGCUAGUGCGCAUUUCUCUGAAAAUAAAAAUCAUUAUCUAAUAGAAACAGAAAUAAAUGAGUAUGUAUUUGCAGUGUAUGAAUGGAAGAAGACAUGGUUUAAAAUAUAUGGUUGUUAUUAAUUUGUCUUAAUUUUCAAAAGCUUUGUGACUUUAUUGUCUCUAGAAGGUUUUCACAGUAAAUAUUUAUUCCUUGUAACGUAUAUUGAUGUUUGUUUUGGCUAUAUGUGAGAGAUAUGUGUACAAAUCCAUGGGUUAUUUGUUUACCGAUGAAAUGCCUUAUAAUGACUAAGAGUCCAAGGAGCUACUGAGAACUCCUUUUGCUUAAGGAACUAUGUGUGUUCUGUGAAACCUCUAACAUAAACUGUUAUUACAUGUUUUCUCAGUCAUCAAACUACCUCACUUGUUUAGAUUUAGAUUCCAUUCAGAUUAGUGGGGGGAAAAUACAGAACAAUCCUAACUGGGCUGGAGACUGACAAGAUAGAUACACUGUCUCAUCCCAAGUGGAUGAUAUUUUCUCCCUUUUCUCUCAUCAGAACAUUUUCCUCAGGGAGGAAAUUAUUCUGUACUGCUUCCUGGGUGGUAUUGGUGAUCCAAACUGGAAGACUAGAGUGUUUUUGGAUGCACCAGAUCAAAAGCAGGCUGUAAGCUGAUGCUGGAAGGUUCACAGAUGUAUGGGAUAUUUGCUUCCUGAGAGCACAGCUAGAUCCUAACUCCUCUAGAAAUGUAAAUAGAUGUAUUAAGGUUACAGGUGUAGUCAUUUACCUGUCCCACUGAUUUCAGCUUGAAGUGAGUUCAGCUAAAGGUAACAGGGAUGCAGUAUCUUAGUGGUUAAGACACUAAUUCUGACGAUUAGAAGGUUGGCAGUUUGAGGCCCA
Messenger RNA from Sceloporus undulatus (fence lizard), 2699 nucleotides. It is a transcript of the gene GULP1, whose product is annotated as GULP PTB domain containing engulfment adaptor 1. NCBI's taxonomy places the organism in Eukaryota, Metazoa, Chordata, Lepidosauria, Squamata, Phrynosomatidae. The transcript is spliced from 10 exons. The coding region runs from base 300 to 1226 and encodes 308 amino acids. The record is from RefSeq and is a predicted model, not a curated record.